AUGGCCUUCGUGAUAUGCCUUUUCCGUCGUCGCUCGCAGGACGAUUACGACCACAGCCUCAAGAGCGAAAUCGGGCAUCCCAACCCCCGACCAGACACGUCGCCCACGCCCCUUUCGGGCCACUUGUAUGCUAUACGCGAAGGCAUCCGCUCGCCUUUGACACCUCCACCCCGUCUGCAGCAACGAAGGCUGCUUUCCACCCAUGGGAGCCCCGAGAGACCAAGCAUCAACAUCAACGUCUCCAUCCCAGGAACUCCUCUCGGCGCCUCAGUCGAAAAGGCAGGCGGCUUUUCACCGUCCCCUAUCUCGCCGGCCUCAACACCUACGCCUUUGGCAAACAGAAUCCCUCCGAAAUAUGACCGCUCCACAAAGCCAUACUACGGCGUUUCUCAGCUACCGAAUACGUUCGGUGGCGGCGCCGGCCUCCGAUCCUCCGGCAAGACGUCGAGCAUGAGCAGCGCGGCCAGCAGUCGCACCGCCACCACCGUAUCCAACGUCUCAAGCAUAUUCCCGCACCUCACGCCCUCGUGGCCGAUGCGGCCUCCGCGCCCUCAUGAGAAGCCGCUACAUAUACCAGAUCUGGUCUGUCCUGGUCCUCCUCCUGCUCGCUCGCUUCCUCCGGCACCUCCUGGGAGUCCCGCGAGUCCCGUGUCAUUUCACAAGAAACUGCUACUGCAGCAGCAGCAGAAACGAGGGGAUAGUUUCGAUAGUGUCAGCGCUGCUGUCAGCAAUGGGUGGGUUCCGCCUCGGAAUCCUGCCCGGGGCGUGGUAUUGGGGAAGGAGUCAAGGGACUUGUGUGAGUUGACAGAGACUUGUGCGAGAGAGUCGCGAGAAAGGAAUAGCUGGGGUAGCUGGAGUAUAGGAGGCGGUGGAACGGGUGUUGGGACGAGUUCGGUGCAAAAAGGGGGUGGUGUCAAUAGUCCAGUGUUGGAGGAGGCGGAUCUAGAGAGGAUAGGCGGGCGAUACUGA
Messenger RNA from Colletotrichum phormii, 969 nucleotides. RefSeq lists its product as uncharacterized. The record is from RefSeq and is a predicted model, not a curated record. The coding region runs from base 1 to 969 and encodes 322 amino acids. The transcript has a single exon. NCBI's taxonomy places the organism in Eukaryota, Fungi, Ascomycota, Sordariomycetes, Glomerellales, Glomerellaceae.